AUGGCAGCUGGUGGCAGGUGGUCGAUGCGGCGUCAUCUGAGGUUGAUUCCGGCAGCGCUAGCCGCUUUGGCCUUCAGAAGUUUUGCAUUCCUACAAGUCUUUGGCAGCUCAGACCAGUCUGCGCGGCUUGUCCAGCGCCGCAACUUGCUCACUGGGAUUGUGGGUGCGUUGUCCCUGGAGGCCUUCACUCCGGAAUCCAAUGCCUACAUGCAGAGGAAAGUGGCGUAUCCUCCAAUCAACAAGGAGGACCCCAACAGAUGCCAGUGGAGAUCGUCGAACAUUGCACAGGCAAAUGCACAGCGAGAAAAGCUCCAAGACUUGCGAGAAUGCAAGAUGGCAGGCACGAAUGCGGACGACAAGGAUAUUGCAGGAGCCUUGUUGAACAAAGGCGACUUCACGAAGGUGAGCUUCAAGAACGGCAUCAUGACCAAGGCGGUUGCCGAAGAAAGUAACUUUGAGGGCGCAGACUUCACGAAUGUUGUUGCGGAUCGUGUGGAGUUCAAGAAUGCCAACUUCAAAGAUGCCAUCUUCAAGAAUGCCCUGCUGACGUCGUCGGACUUUACGGGAGUCAAUGUGGAGAAUGCGGACUUCACAGAUGCUUUCUUGGACAUCCAAAGCGUCAAAAUCCUAUGCAACAAUCCAACAAUGAAAGGCAAGAAUCCUGUCACAGGAGCAGACACUUAUCUUAGCGCCGGCUGUGAUAUUGCGGAUGCUGGACAGUAUAAUCGAUGA
Molecule: messenger RNA, 732 nt
Organism: Durusdinium trenchii
Lineage: Eukaryota; Dinophyceae; Suessiales; Symbiodiniaceae
Source: the annotation of a GenBank genome assembly